AUGGACACUAUUCAAUCGAACUACAUGGACUCUCCAUCUGAACCUACCUCCGAAUCACAGCAGUACUCAAGUUUUCAGAAUUAUUCUUACUCUUAUCCUGAAAACCCAUCGGAUUCACAUCCCGAAACUCAAUUACAAAAAACCCUAGAUUCAUCACCUAAUCCGGCUAUUGAAGAUGGAGCUCCGAAUGGAAGUUCGCCAAAACCCGAGAUGCCGAAGAUCUUGGUUUCGGAAAAUGGGUUGACCAAUAGCACCGACAGGGAUUUCUCCGGAGGCGAAGAAGAGACGACCAGCAGGAAGCGACGAAGGUCCCGGUGGGAUCCUCCGCCGAGCGAAUCGAGCAACGAUGGGGUUGGACCUGGAGGAGUUGAUAGUAAUAGUGGAACUGGUGGGAGGAAGCGGAAGUCCAGAUGGGCCGAUGACGAGCCCAAGCCCGUGAUUCAGUUGCCUGAUUUCAUGAAGGAUUUUACCGGAGGUAUUGAAUUUGAUCCCGAGAUUCAAGCUUUGAAUAGUAGGUUACUUGAAAUUAGUAGGAAAUUGCAAUCUGGGUUGCCUUUGGAUGACCGUCCCGAGGGUGCUAGGUCGCCUUCUCCUGAACCUAUUUAUGAUAACAUGGGAAUCAGGAUAAAUACUAGGGAGUAUCGUGCUCGUGAAAAAUUGAAUAGGGAGAGACAAGAGAUUAUAUCACAGAUAAUUAAGAAAAAUCCAGCCUUUAAGCCACCUGCAGAUUAUAGGCCGCCUAAGCUUCAGAAGAAGCUUUACAUUCCGAUGAAAGAGUAUCCAGGUUAUAAUUUUAUUGGACUGAUUAUUGGACCAAGAGGGAAUACUCAGAAGAGGAUGGAAAGAGAGACGGGAGCAAAGAUUGUGAUUCGGGGUAAAGGUUCGAUGAAAGAAGGUAGGCUGCAGCAGAAUAGGAAUUUGAAGCCUGAUCCUUCAGAAAAUGAGGAUUUGCAUGUCUUGGUGGAGGCUGAUACUCAGGAGGCUCUUGAUGCUGCUGCAGGUAUGGUUGAGAAGCUCUUGCAGCCAGUUGAUGAGGUUCUCAAUGAACAUAAAAGACAACAGCUUAAGGAGCUCGCCGCAUUGAAUGGAACUAUUAGGGAUGAGGAGUAUUGUAGGUUGUGUGGUGAGCCAGGACAUCGGCAGUAUGCAUGUCCUUCUCGAACUUCAACAUUUAAGAGUGAUGUUUUAUGUAAGAUAUGUGGUGAUGGUGGGCAUCCUACUAUUGACUGCCCAGUGAAGAAUACUACAGGCAAGAAAAUGGAUGAUGAGUAUCAGAGUUUCUUGGCAGAAUUGGGAGGCAGUGUUCCUGAAUCUGCAACCAAGCAAAACUCGGUAACACUUGCCCUUGGCCCUGGCAGUUCAGGAACCAAUCCUCCUUGGGCGAGUAGUAGUAACACUACACAAGCUGGUUUAGGGUCUACCAUAAUCAAGCCAAAGGAAUAUGAUGAGACAAAUUUAUAUAUUGGUUAUCUGCCACCUACUAUGGAGGAUGAUGGUUUGAUCAGCUUGUUCUCUCCAUUUGGUGAAAUUGUGAUGGCUAAGGUUAUCAAGGACAGGCUAUCUGGUCUGAGUAAAGGAUAUGGGUUUGUUAAAUAUGCUGAUGUCCAACAGGCUAAUAGUGCCAUUGCGAGUAUGAAUGGACACAGACUAGAUGGAAGAACAAUUGCAGUGAGAGUUGCUGGUAAACCUCCUCAGCCUACUGUGCCACCUGGCCCUCCUGCUCCAGUAAUGCCGACUUAUCCUGCUCCAAAUCAGCCUGCUGGGGCCUACCCAUCCCAACAGUAUAAUGUAGGUGGUCCAGUUGGUAGUGCACCACUAGGGGGCUAUGGCGGGGCUCCAGUUCCAUGGGGACCACCUCCACCUCCUCCUUAUGCAUCUUAUCCUCCACCUCCUCCGGGUUCAACCCUGUAUCCUCCGCCGCCUCCUUAUGGAAUGCAAUAUCCUCCACCAAUGCCACCAGCAUCUUCUGGUACCUCAUCACAGACUGUUUCUUCUAUUGAUGCCCAACAAAAUUAUGCAUCUUCUGGAGAGUCGCAGCAAAAUUAUCCACCUGGAGUGCAAUCUCAGAGUAGUGCGCCUGCUCAAUCUGCUCCAACUUAUGUCUAUGGAAAUUCUGUGACAUCCAUGCAACCAAAUGCCCAAGCUAUGUAUCCAAUGCCUUCAUACGGUUACCCGUCUUAUUAUGGUUCAGUUCCCCCUCCCCCUCCUCCUGCUGUGCCUCAGCCAACUGUUGACCCUUCCCAAAGUUUGAAUAAUGCUCCUUGGGCCUCGAAUCCACCUGUACCUCCUCCUUCAUCAUCUGUGGAGAAGAGCAGCUAUAGCACAGAUGCAGAAUAUGAGAAGUUCAUGGCAGAAAUGAAAUGA
Fraxinus pennsylvanica is the source of this 2364-nucleotide messenger RNA. The record is from the annotation of a GenBank genome assembly. Lineage: Eukaryota; Viridiplantae; Streptophyta; Magnoliopsida; Lamiales; Oleaceae.